Messenger RNA from Stegastes partitus (bicolor damselfish), 2816 nucleotides. Its product is annotated as dual specificity protein phosphatase 7-like. NCBI's taxonomy places the organism in Eukaryota, Metazoa, Chordata, Actinopteri, Pomacentridae. The coding region runs from base 327 to 1436 and encodes 369 amino acids. Gene Ontology annotation, molecular function: protein tyrosine/threonine phosphatase activity; MAP kinase tyrosine/serine/threonine phosphatase activity; MAP kinase tyrosine phosphatase activity. Gene Ontology annotation, cellular component: cytoplasm; cytosol. Gene Ontology annotation, biological process: peptidyl-tyrosine dephosphorylation; negative regulation of MAPK cascade. The transcript has 3 exons. The record is from RefSeq and is a predicted model, not a curated record.
GAAUGUGCAUGGAGGACCCUGGCACAAUGUGGAGCUGCUGAAGUUGCUGAAGGGAUCAAACAGUCACAUUUAAGAGGGUAUCUCGAUGUUUUAGAGCUCUGCGAUGAGUUUGAGUGGAGCAGCUCGGACUCACUGACUGAUGGAAACACACAAGAGGAAAAAGGGGAAAUCUCUUCGCUCAAGCAGAAGCGCCAUGCACUGGCAGGGCAACAUCUAACGCUCCUUUUCUUCUCCUCUAUCGUUUCUCGUAAGUUAUUGUUUGUCGCCGUUUGAUGGACUAUGUAGUAAGUGUUUGCGCCUCUCUGUAGUAUGACAUUGAGUCCGAUAUGUCUGAUGUGACGCCGAGUAAAAGCGUGGAAUGGCUGCAACUCGAGUUAGAGUCCGGAGGCACUUCUCUGCUCCUGCUGGACUGCCGUUCACAUGAGCUGUACGAGUCAUCCCACAUAGAGACCGCCAUAAACCUGGCCAUCCCGGGGCUGAUGCUCCGGAGGUUCAAGAAGGGCAACAUACCCAUCCGGACUAUCAUUCCCAACCACGAGGAUAAGGACAAGUUCGUGAGGCGGUGCAAGACGGACACGGUGGUCCUGUACGAUGAGUGCUCCGUGGACUGGCAGGACAGCGGGGCUCCAGCGUCGGUUCUGGGUCUACUUCUUCAGAAACUGUGGGAGGACGGCUGUAAAGCGUAUUACCUGGAAGGUGGAUUUGUAAAGUUCCACACAGAGUACCCAGAGCACUGUGAGACCCUCCUGGACAGCUCCUGUCCCAGCUCCUCUCCGCCAAUGUCUGUUCUGGGUUUUGGUAAUCUGCGGAUCAGCUCAGAUUGCUCGGACGGGGAGUCCGAUCGAGAGCCCAGCAGCGCCACAGAGUCCGAGGAGAGCCCCAUCCCCAGCAAUCAGCCUGCCUUCCCUGUCCAAAUCCUGCCCUACCUUUACCUGGGCUGCGCCAAAGACUCCACGAACUUAGAUGUGCUGGGUCAGUACAACAUCAAGUACAUCCUGAACGUCACACCCAAUCUCCCCAACAUGUUCGAGCACGACGGCCACUUCAGGUACAAACAGAUCCCCAUUUCGGACCACUGGAGUCAGAACCUGUCCCAGUUCUUUCCAGAGGCAAUAUCAUUUAUAGAUGAAGCUCGAUCAAAGCAGUGCGGCAUCCUGGUCCACUGCCUGGCCGGCAUCAGCCGUUCAGUCACAGUCACCGUGGCCUACCUGAUGCAGAGACUCAACCUCUCUCUGAAUGAUGCUUACGACUUUGUCAAGAGGAAAAAGUCCAACAUUUCGCCAAACUUCAACUUCAUGGGUCAGCUCUUGGACUUUGAGAGGACGCUGGGGCUGCACAGUCCCUGUGAUAACCGCUCUACCAGUGAGGAGCAGCUCUUCUUCACCACACCAACCAAUCACAAUGUCUUUCAGCUGGACACGCUGGAGUCGCCAUGAGAAUCAAUAGGACAGCUUUUUCGUUGUUUCUUGUGGUGUCUCUGAGCCUGUCAGAUACCUAACUAGCUGACACAAGCAGUAAGUCAGUUACAGUAUUCUGCACCAAAAAGGACUACAUUGAUCUGUUAAAGGAACAGCAGCCGUCUGCAGAAAACACGCUCUUUUAGAUCCACUCUCAAUGCCUUAAUCUCUAACACAAGGAUGAAUUUUGCUAUUUACCAUACAUGGCAUUAAUGAAUGGUCAUGUACGGCCAUAAUAGCAGGACAUUUCAUAACUUUCCUAAAAAAAAAAAAAAAGUCUAGGAUUGUUGUUUGACUGUUAUUCACCAGCCGUAAAACGGAUGUUUAUGUAUUUCUUUGUAUCGGUUACGAGUAUUGCCUUGGCGCGGUGUAAAACAAAUCUUUGGCCAAGUAGAAUGUUUUCUGGGGACCAAUCUGAGAUGUUUUGUUGGUGCUCCAGCUGAGGAAAAUAAGCUACUAAAGUGAUCGACCUAGAAUUAUCGUCCCGUUUCUUUCCUCUGAUGGUUGUCUGCAGUCACACAGAAAGCAUUUUUUCUUGUGCUUUCACUUACAAUACCUUCACUUAUAUCUGGUAAUCCUUAAUAGUUUAGUUACAACCUCAAGUGGCUAAUGCUGUGCGUAUAUUUUAACUGUGAUAUUUUCUGCGAAAUAUCAAAGUCUAAAUAUAUUAUUCCCCGGAAGCGCUCCUGUACAUUCUCUUGCUUAUAACUGCAUUAUUUGCAUGUGAUCCUGUUUUACCAAGGACUAUUGCCUGUUGUUGUUGUUGUUGUUGUUGUUGUUGAGGCCUUGAUCAUACCUUAACAUGAAAUUGAACUACAUGUCAGUUACCCUGUCGAGGUAUGAAGUAUAAGACCGGCUUUUGCCAUGAUUUAAAGGAACAAAUAAUCAGUGUGUAAACAAACGGAUGUCCACCUUAUUUUUUAUUCCAACAUUCUUCAGCCUGCAGCUACUUAUUCUGUGGCACAAUAAUGUUAAGGGAAACCUGAUGUGUAAUUAGCUGUUCUCUAUUGCCAGUCUCGUCUCAGAACAAAUGAAUGAGUUGGAUGUAUGAGAGGAAAUGAAAGGAAAUGACUUUGACUAAUGUGUUCUUACCUCACAGAGAGACACUUUCAGGGAUUUUUAUACAAGGCACUUGUAUUUUAUCAUGGCCUCUUUAAGUGCACCCAAGGGCUGUUUUGUUUGGUAUGUUUGUAAAGAUGUACAUAAAAUAUGGUUUGUGAUGGGGGACAUUUUCUGAAAAUCAUGAAGGAUAAGAAAGUGACCCUAUUUGGACCCUUAUGUAUAUUAUAUGUAAAGCUAAAUGUCCGAGACAUUCUGUACAAGUUUAUACAACAAAUAUAUUGUAUAUUUUUACUUGAA